Molecule: messenger RNA, 4086 nt
Organism: Aspergillus nidulans FGSC A4
Lineage: Eukaryota; Fungi; Ascomycota; Eurotiomycetes; Eurotiales; Aspergillaceae
Exons: 2
Coding region: 1-4086 (1361 amino acids)
Biological process (GO): azole transmembrane transport; transmembrane transport
Cellular component (GO): membrane; plasma membrane
Molecular function (GO): ATP hydrolysis activity; ATP binding; ABC-type azole transporter activity
Source: RefSeq, a predicted model, not a curated record
AUGGUCGAGCAGCAGACGGACAAGGAUAAACGACUCGGCAUCACUUGGUACAACCUGAUUGUCAAGGGCAUUGCAACGGACGCAGCAUUUCAUGAUAAUGUCGGCAGCCAAUUCAAUAUUCCUGCGCGUGUCAAGGGAAGCCGGGCAAAGCCCCUGCUUAGAACAAUCAUUGACAACAGUCAUGGUUGUGUCAAGCCGGGAGAGAUGCUCCUGGUACUCGGGCGACCAGGAGCAGGCUGCACUUCCCUACUGAAGAUCCUAGCGAACCGGAGAUUGGGAUACGCCCAGGUUACUGGCGAGGUAAGGUAUGGAUCAAUGACUGCCGACGAAGCAAAGCCAUACAGAGGGCAGAUCGUCAUGAACACCGAGGAAGAACUGUUUUUUCCCACCCUGACAGUGCAGCAAACCAUCGACUUUGCAACCCGUAUGAAGGUACCACACCAUCUCCACUCUAAUUCCACCAAGGCGAGGUUCCAACAGUUCAAUCGCGAUUUUCUCCUGCGCUCCAUGGGCAUCGAACACACUCGCGACACCAAGGUUGGAAACGAGUUUGUUCGUGGUAUCUCGGGAGGCGAGCGGAAGCGUGUUUCCAUCAUUGAGACCAUGGCAACAAGGGGAUCUGUGUUCUGCUGGGAUAAUUCUACCAGGGGUCUCGAUGCCUCGACAGCCAUGGAGUACAUACGAUGCAUGAGAGCAAUGACUGAAGUCCUCGGCUUGAGCUCUAUCGUGACACUUUACCAAGCGGGCAACGGCAUUUACGACCUCUUCGACAAGGUUCUCAUCCUGGAUGAAGGAAAGCAGACCUUCUACGGCCCAUUGCAUCAAGCAAAGCCUUUUAUGGAGGAGCUGGGCUUUCUUUACUCCGAUGGAGCAAACAUCGCCGAUUACCUGACCAGCGUCACUGUUCCUACCGAGCGACGGGUUAAACCCGACAUGGAGAGUCGCUAUCCUCGAAACGCCGAAGAACUUCGCUCGUAUUAUGAAGCAACGCAACUGAAGCGUAAAAUGGCAUUGGAAUACAACUAUCCAAUCUCAGCAGAGGCUGCCGAGGCGACGAAAAACUUUCAAGAAGCCGUUCACUCCGAAAAAAGCCCUGCCCUUUCCAGGAGAUCGCCGCUCACUGUCAGCUUCUCUACGCAAGUCAAAUCGGCAGUGAUCAGACAGUAUCAGCUGCUGUGGGGUGAUAAAGUCACAUUUCUCAUCCCUCAGGGUUUGAACUUCGUCCAAGCUCUCAUUACCGGUUCUUUAUUCUACAAUGCUCCCAAAAACUCUUCGGGGCUGCCCUUCAAAAGCGGGUCUCUCUUCUUCGCCAUAUUGUUGAAUUCGCUGCUCUCCAUGAGCGAGGUGACCAACUCCUUUGCAGCACGUCCCGUUUUAGCAAAGCACCGUGGCUUCGCUCUCAACCAUCCUGCCGCCUUUUGCUUCGCUCAGAUCGCUGCCGAUGUACCACUUAUCCUCACGCAGGUCACGCUGUUCGCUCUGCCAGUCUACUGGAUGACUGGUCUCAAGGCUACAGGUGAAGCUUUCAUGAUUUAUUGGAUCACCACAAUCUCCGUGACAAUGUGUAUGACGGCCCUGUUUCGCGCCAUAGGCGCCGCCUUCUCGAGCUUUGAUGCCGCCUCCAAAGUAUCCGGUUUCCUAAUGUCGGCACUCAUCAUGUAUACAGGCUUCUUGCUUCCGAAACCCAGCAUGCAUCCAUGGUUUUCCUGGAUAUUCUGGAUCAAUCCAUUGGCUUACGGCUACGAGGCGAUCCUUAGCAACGAGUUUCACGGGCAGCUAAUACCUUGUGUCAACAACAAUUUGGUUCCGAACGGCCCUGGCUACACCAAUUCAGAAUUCCAGGCGUGCACAGGAAUUCGCGGUGUCCCCGCGGGUGCUUCUGUCAUCACUGGCGAUCAGUACCUGCAAGGGCUGUCAUAUAGCCAUGCUCACGUCUGGCGCAACUUCGGCAUCAUGUGGGCGUGGUGGGUCUUAUUCGUCAUUCUGACUGUCUACUUCACAAGCAACUGGAGCCAAGUGUCUGGAAACAGUGGCUACUUGGUCAUUCCUCGUGAAAAGGCAAAGAAGACGAAGCAUCUCACAAUGGACGAGGAAGCUCAGCCUGGACUUGACUUGCACGACUCGAGCCAUCGAGGUGGAACUUCUCCCAUCGAUGAUGAGAAGGGAAGCCAUACAAAUAGUUCCUCUAAAGUCGAUGCUCAGCUUAUACGCAACACAUCCAUCUUUACGUGGAAGGGUCUCUCGUAUACCGUGAAGACACCAUCAGGCGAUCGCGUCCUCCUAGACAAUGUUCAGGGUUGGGUCAAGCCCGGCAUGCUCGGCGCCUUGAUGGGUUCUUCAGGAGCAGGCAAGACAACUCUGUUAGAUGUGCUUGCCCAGCGUAAGACAGAAGGUACAAUUAGGGGAAGCAUCUUGGUUGAUGGGAGAGACCUCCCCGUCUCCUUCCAGCGCUCUGCAGGGUACUGUGAGCAACUCGACGUCCACGAGCCACUUUCCACCGUUCGAGAGGCCUUGGAGUUUUCGGCUUUGUUGAGACAGAGCAGAGACACGCCAGUAGUACAAAAGUUGAAGUAUGUCGACACUAUUAUCGAUCUUUUGGAAAUGCACGACAUUGAGAAUACUCUUAUUGGCACAACUGCUGCUGGCCUCUCAGUGGAGCAACGCAAGCGGCUUACUAUCGGCGUUGAGCUUGUUUCUAAGCCCAGCAUCUUGAUUUUCCUCGAUGAGCCCUCCAGUGGAUUGGAUGGACAGGCUGCGUUCAACAUUGUUCGUUUUCUUCGGAAACUUGCAGACGUCGGACAGGCUGUCCUUGUCACCAUCCAUCAGCCCUCAGCUUCCCUGUUUGCUCAGUUCGACACACUACUUCUGUUAGCCAAGGGUGGCAAAACUGUAUACUUUGGUGAUAUUGGUCAUAACGGCGCAACUGUCAAGGAGUACUUCGGCCGUAAUGGAGCUCCUUGCCCUCAGAAUACCAACCCGGCUGAGCACAUGAUUGAUGUCGUCUCCGGAAGUCUCAGCGUAGGGAAGGACUGGAAUGAAGUCUGGCUCACCAGCCCAGAGUACACUGCGAUGACCCAGGAGCUUGACCGUAUUAUCAUGGAGGCCGCAUCGAAACCCCCGGGCACCCUUGACGACGGUCACGAAUUCGCAACGCCUAUCUGGACGCAAUUAAAGCUCGUCACGAACCGGAACAAUGCUUCACUCUGGCGUAACACGGAUUACAUCAACAACAAAUUCAUGCUUCACGUCAUCUCAGGCCUCUUAAAUGGCUUUUCUUUUUGGAAACUAGGCAACUCAGUCGCCGAUCUACAGAUGCGCCUUUUCACCAUCUUUAACUUCAUCUUCGUCGCACCAGGAGUCAUGGCCCAGCUACAGCCCCUCUUCUUGGAACGGCGCGACAUCUAUGAGGCUCGUGAGAAGAAGAGUAAGAUGUACCACUGGUCUGCCUUCGCCACGGGCCUGGUAGUCUCAGAGCUUCCCUACCUUGUCCUCUGCGCAGUUCUGUACUACGUGACCUGGUACUACACCGUCGGCUUCCCCAGUGGCAGCGACAAAGCCGGCGCCGUUUUCUUCGUCAUGCUCAUGUACGAGUUUAUCUACACGGGAAUCGGCCAAGCUAUCGCGGUAUAUGCGCCUAACGCUGUCUUUGCUAUUCUGGUCAAUCCACUUGUUAUUGGAAUCUUGGUGUUUUUUUGUGGCGUCUACGUUCCCUAUUCACAAAUCCAUGAGGUCUGGCGAUACUGGCUCUACUACCUGAACCCUUUCAACUACCUCAUGGGUUCCAUGCUUGUCUUCACAACGUUCGAUGCGCCAGUUCACUGCGAAAGGAGCGAACUUGCUGUCUUCAAUACGCCGGACGGCCAGACUUGUGGAGAGUACCUCGCCGAUUACAUGCAGGGUCUUGGAUCGAGAACCAACCUACUCAAUCCAAACGAUACGCAAGACUGCAAGGUCUGUCAAUACCGGACAGGAAGCGACUAUCUCUACACCAUAAACCUGAAGGACUACUUUUACGGUUGGAGGGAUGCCGCAAUCGUGGCGCUAUUUGCCGUUUCAAGUUAUGCGUGCGUAUAUGCACUUAUGUGA